Messenger RNA from Gamsiella multidivaricata, 643 nucleotides. RefSeq lists its product as uncharacterized. NCBI's taxonomy places the organism in Eukaryota, Fungi, Mortierellomycota, Mortierellomycetes, Mortierellales, Mortierellaceae. The coding region runs from base 296 to 478 and encodes 60 amino acids. The record is from RefSeq and is a predicted model, not a curated record. The transcript has a single exon.
GAAUAGUUGAUCCUUCUCUCCACUCCACCCCACUCCACCCCACUCAGCCAUUGUCUCUUCGCACUUGCCCCCUGUCCCCCUGUUGGAUGGAUCACAGCUCGAGACUCGGGCUGCGAUCUAAACAGGGUCAUUCAACGCAACACAGCACAGCUUGACACUCGACCUGAAGCCGACGUUUUUGCUUUUCUCGCCCCGCACUUUCGUUUAACAAUCUCCUUCUGUUUCCUCAGAGUCUUCAUUCCGUGGACCUCCUCCCUCGCUUCUCCCCACAAUCCACUGUUCUUUUCUUCGUACAAUGGACCCUUACAGGAGACCGGAUCAAUCGCCAGCAGUAAUGUACAUAAUGGACUUUGCCGAAGAUUUAGGAUUAGGAUUUGUCAAGAGGAUUUUUUACCACCCUCCAGGAAGGAGGUUCAGCAGCGUUGCACAAGGUGCAUUUCGGUUCUCUACUUCUGUCUCUGCCCCACCCCGCAAUUGACCAAAUACGGCACACACACUUCCACACAACAACCGUUUAUCUCACGGUUGGAAUUCCACUCUCCUUGACACUUUGACCGCACACACUAGUUUGCGUGUGACAAAAACGUGCGAGAACCCGAGGGGGAUCCUGAUAAAGUGCAAAAGACAAAAAAAAAAAAAAAAA